Caenorhabditis sp. 36 PRJEB53466 is the source of this 923-nucleotide messenger RNA. Lineage: Eukaryota; Metazoa; Nematoda; Chromadorea; Rhabditida; Rhabditidae. The record is from the annotation of a GenBank genome assembly.
AUGGACAUCGAUUCGCGCAUCAAAGCCUACCGCUUCGUCGGCUACGCUGCCUUGACUUUCUCCACCAUUGCGGUGCUGUCUGGUUAGUUUCAGAAUUUUAGUUUCCAGCUAAGACUAUACAAUUUUCAGUGUGCGUGACUCUUCCAAUCAUGUACAACUACAUCCACCACACCCGCAAGGCCAUGCACAUGGACAUUGUCGAGUGCAAGUCCGAGGCUCAGCGUCUCUUCUCGCAAGUCAACCGUAUUCCGGACCUCGUGAUGGCUCACAACCGUACCGCCCGUCAGGUCGGAGAGGGUAGCGGACAGUGCGAAGGAUGCUGCCUUCCGGGAGCUCAAGGACCACCAGGAACUCCAGGACGCGCAGGAAGACCAGGAAAGCCAGGAGCCGCCGGACUCAACGGAAACCCAGGACGCCCACCAAAGGAGCCAUGUGAGCCGAUCACUCCACCACCAUGCAAGCCAUGCCCAGAAGGACCACCAGGACCAGCCGGACCACCAGGACCAGACGGAAACAAGGGACCACUCGGACCACCAGGACCACCAGGACCAGGAGGACCAGACGGAGAGCCAGGAAACAAGGGACCCGCCGGACCACCAGGACCAGGAGGAAAGCCAGGACCAGCCGGACCACCAGGAGAGAACGGAAACAACGGAGAGCCACAGCCAGGAGCACCAGGAGAGCCGGGAGCACCAGGACAGCCAGGACAACGCGGACCAGCCGGAGAGCCAGGAAAGGACGGAACUCCAGGAGCCCAGGGAGAGAAAGGAGCUUCCGGAGAGCCAGGACAGCCAGGAAAAGACGGGCAGCCAGGACAUCCAGGACAGCCAGGAAAGGACGGAAAGCAGGGAGAGAAGGGAGUGUGCCCCAAGUACUGCGCCCUCGACGGAGGAGUCUUCUUCGAGGACGGACACCGCCGCUAA